This is a messenger RNA of Terrapene triunguis (Three-toed box turtle), 1608 nucleotides long. RefSeq names its product cytotoxic and regulatory T cell molecule (gene CRTAM). Gene Ontology annotation, molecular function: signaling receptor binding. The transcript has 14 exons. Bases 1 to 1608 code for a protein of 535 amino acids. Gene Ontology annotation, biological process: detection of tumor cell; cell recognition; positive regulation of natural killer cell mediated cytotoxicity directed against tumor cell target. Gene Ontology annotation, cellular component: plasma membrane. Lineage: Eukaryota; Metazoa; Chordata; Testudines; Emydidae. The record is from RefSeq and is a predicted model, not a curated record.
AUGAAUCUCACCGCCGUGCUCUGUAUCGUGGCUUUGUUACCACUGCAAGGGGAUUUUCAAGAGGUUCACACUGAAAGUGUCACUGUGGAGGAGGGGCAGGAUUUAAGCCUACAGUGUGAUUUCACCGGAGACCACGAAUCUGCCUUGGAGUGGUCAAACCCUCGGGGGUUUGUUAUUUUUCUAAAAAGCCACCGAGGUUUAAAAGAUCAGAGAUACAAGCUUAUCCACUAUUCAAAAAAUAAAUUAUCUAUCAGCCUCUCUAAUGUCACAGUACAGGAUGAAGGCACAUACACAUGCUUCUACUAUGACACACCAGUCAAAACCAAGAAAGUGAAUGUUACUGUCUUAGCUGCUCCCUCCAAGCCACAGUUGGAAGUAUCCGAUAUUAGAACCAAUGGCAAAGAAGAAAAGAUUGUACUGAGCUGCUUCACCCAGGGAAGUAAGCCCCCUCCUCAGAUUACAUGGCUUCUAAAUAAUGGGCUGGAAGUCUAUGGUGACAUCAAACACCAGUUUGAACACGAUGGAAAGAAAUGCAACACAACCAGCAGUCUCGUAGUCCAUGCAUACAACCGAGAUUCAACAGCCAGUUGUGUCAUUCGUCAUGAAACCCUACGAGGAGAAAGACUGACCGUAUCUUUCCAGUUUGAAAAUUUCACGACUACUACAGACUCAGCUCCAAAUGUGUUAGAAAUAAGCACGAGGACCUCUGAGCAUCCUCAGGAUUAUAUGGAAUCCACAGAAGCUACCCUGCAAUCUAUAAUACAGACAUCACCUGGGAGCAUAUCUCUAGCAACAAGUACCCAACAGGAAGUUUUUUCUUCUCAGACAACUGUUGGAUCCAGCCAACCAAACUUUCCUACCACUGUACCUGAGAAGCCAUCUAGUACCAGCUUACCAGCAAUACCGACCCAGCAGAGGGAACUACCAGCCAACAUAACUAUUUGGUCAGAAGUAACACUAACAGUAAAUGAGGAAAAUUCUAGUACAGAAGCACCAGCAACAAGUAGUGAACCAGCCACUCAAAAUGCGAACAGCACCAUUGAGCCAGAAAGAACUUUGAACGUCACAGAAGAAACAUCUGUUACAGAUGUACCAGCAAUAAGCAAUGAACAAUCAACUCAAAACUCCAACAUCACCACUGGAUCUGAAACGACAUUAAAUGUGACCGUUGCAGAAGAAACCUCUGGGACAGAAGAACCAUCAAUAAGCCAUGAAGAAACAACUCUGAAUUGUAAUGCCACCAUCAAAACAGAUCUUAAUUCUGAAGGAAUCAGACGAAGGCAAACAAGUGUUUUGUUGCCAGUCCUGGUAGCGGUUCUCAUUUUUGUGAUGCUCAUCAUCGUCCUGCUCUUCAUGAGGAAGCUGCAAAAAGCACACAGAGUCUGGAAGAGAGAAAAUGACACUUCAGAGCAGACACUGGAGAGUUACAAAUCCAGGUCUAAUGAAGACAAUCAAGCCCCUGAGAAGAAUGGACAAGUUGCCAAUCAGAAGCCUACUAUGCAAUACGUAACUGAAGGAUAUGCAGGAACAAUAAAGUCGAAUUCAGAAGAAAGAUCUGUUUCAACAUUUGGGAAACGGCUGGCAUAUGGAAAAGAAACGGAUGUAUAG